UUGACAUUUAUUAGAAUUAUUUUGCCGGUACAGCAUUUCACGUCAUAAUCAUUAUUCAUCUACUGCAAGGAUCUUGAAGCAGCUUUGCCUAGUCAUAUUAUCAAAACAUUAUCAUGAAGAAGCAGCGGAAACGAACGAGUGUCAGUCCGGUGUCACACGACACAGAUGCCACCUUCGUGGAGAAGAACGGCCGGACAUACUACACAAGUCGAAAUGGCAAACUCCGGCCGAAUCAGUGGUUGUUCAGCUUCACCAUGGAUAUUCGAGACGACGUGGACGGCUCGCGCACCGGUGGACUAACGGGGCUAAUCUGGCUGAUCAGCCUUCAUGAUGUGCCUAAUACUGUCAUUCCGGUAUUUUUAUCGACAAGAAGUUGGGCAACGAAAUCUGCGCUGAUGUCGGCGCUGUUCAGUGAACGCUCCAUGCCGACACUGUCCGUACAAGGUGACGCGGGACUAUAUAACCUGUUUUUGGACUGGAAAUACAGCCAGUUUAAAGCGACGAACGCCGGACGGAAACAGUCCAUUGCCUGUCUUGGCUUGCAAGACGAUUUCCGCACCGUCGUGCUGUCGCCGGAAGUGAUCUAUUACAUCGGUGAGGACGGCGCGCGACGCAUCCAGUAUCCCAACAGCCAGUACGUCUGGGUUCCGGGAUGCGAGCUGCCGGAGAAGGUCGUCCCUUACACCGGUCCGGAGGAGCCGCCGUUCUUGCUGACACUGCGCCGGCUAUUGCCGAAGAGCACCUUUUACACGUUCCUUUUCAUGCUGGCCCAUUCCUUAGUCAGUAUUAAGUACUGCGCCCUCAUCACGGACCUGUUCGGCAUCCCGAGUGUGGUCGUGGUGGGCAGGCCUGACUCGUGGAAGACCACACUGGCCAACCUAACGCUAAGUUUCUUUGGACGGGAACUGCACACGCUGUGCAACGUCCGCCAGAUAUCGCUGCCGGCACUGCGUGAGCGCUGGCAAAAGCUGCGACUGCCGCACAUAUUCCACGACGUGGCCGAUAUCCCUACACUCCGAGAGGUCAUCCUGGCCUCGUUCGAGCAGCAGCUGCACGUCAACUACCGCACGGUGGACGAGCCGGCACAGCCGACGUCCAGUGUGUUAAUCACCGCCAACGCGGGGAAUGCCGAGGAGCUGGUGCAGUCGGGCACUGACAGAGAACGGCUGACCAGCCGGAUCGUCUUCCUGCAGAUCGACGAGCCAGUCACCGACUGGGACUUUAGCGAUGCGCAGGCAUUUCAACGCGGCAAGGCGUUCGCCGCCACCUACGCUGAGCUGCUGCUGGGACUGCUGUCGCCGGAUUCAUUGAACGGCUUCCUGGCCACGGUGUACGCCACACAAAAGACCUAGGUGCCCGUCAUCCGCAGUCUGGGCGUCGACACUGGCGUCGAGCGCACGGCCCGCAUGUGGUCGAUUUUGUUCACGGUGGCGACAGAAGUGGUGCGGGCGCUGGGGCAUUUGGACGAGUUAGCCGACGGGUUGAAAGAAUGUCUGGCCUCGCAGAUGGCCUUCUCCGCUCGCUACCAGGGACAGGACAGCCACACCGCCCUGGGUCGGCCGUCGGUGGGCCUGCCAGUAGUCGACGACGCCACACUGGCGAAAUGGACCACCGACCUGGUGGAACUGGUCACGAUCUUACGACGCGAGCUGCCGACAGAGGUGGCGACGAUAUUCCGGUCGACUUUCGCGUGCCAGAGCACCGACUGCCUGGCUUUCUCCCGGUCCAACCUGCCGGUUCUCGGGGAGAAAGUCCAUCGCCAGGACUUAGUUGAAUCCGCUAUGCAGUUGGAAGGCGCCGGUGGGAUGCCCAUUACCUAUAGUGUCAAGUUCGACCUGACGAAGGCCACGGGAACGUACCAGCAGCACCGGGCCAUUCUGGUGCCGCGCUCGCUGUUCAGUAAUGAGCAGCUGCAAUCGCUAGAUGGGAUUCGGUCAGACAUUAAUAAAGAGAACGAAGUGUAAUUACUGUGUGUCAUGCAUGUUAU
Messenger RNA from Paramacrobiotus metropolitanus, 1987 nucleotides. RefSeq lists its product as uncharacterized. The transcript has 8 exons. The coding region runs from base 114 to 1352 and encodes 412 amino acids. The record is from RefSeq and is a predicted model, not a curated record. Lineage: Eukaryota; Metazoa; Tardigrada; Eutardigrada; Parachela; Macrobiotidae.